Molecule: messenger RNA, 2157 nt
Organism: Leptopilina boulardi
Lineage: Eukaryota; Metazoa; Arthropoda; Insecta; Hymenoptera; Figitidae
Exons: 6
Coding region: 690-1487 (265 amino acids)
Source: RefSeq, a predicted model, not a curated record
GAAAAUUGUUCCAAUUAUUUGCAAAAAUUUUAAGAAUGGAUCUAAUAUAAUGUAUUUUUUAAGUAGGAUCAGUUGGGGUAAACGAGGACGAAAUCGCUAUUUUUCACAAAUUACGUAAGUUUCUUCCUUUAAAAGCUAAUAUUUGUGGGUUUAUAUUUUUUUAAGUAGUUACUUACGUUCCCUGGAUUAAUUUUAUGCAGCAGAAAAAAAUUUAGAUAAGCUUUAAACGCAUGAAACUGACUGUCCCUAUUUACCCCAAAAUUUAGAAAAUUUCAUAAAAUUUGGGGUAAAUGGGGACAGCAUAGUUUCUAUCAAAGUUUUAAAAAAAAAGUUUCCUUAAGUAUAUUACUGUAUUAAGGGAUGAAAAAAUUUGAAAAAAUCAAAAAAUAAAAUUUUUUAUAAACAAAAUGUUUAUUGUCACGAAAAUUUUUUGCAAACUAUUCUUACUUCCAAAACGAAAUUUACUUGUGUUAAAAUUUUAUUUCUUGUACAAUUUCAAUCAAUACUAAAUUUUUUCAAAUUUGUAAGUUUGGAUUUUUUUAACAUUUUAUUGUUAUCGGAAUGUUAUUUUGGGUUAGGCGCGUUUUCAUGAAUCCUGUUGAUCAAAAAACGAAAUGAUCUUCUUUUGUUUAUUGUAAUGUCAGCUGCUGUUUAGUAUAUCAUCACACGCAAAGUUUUUUAGCGAAAAAAUGACUGAUCAACAGGACUCAAAAAAACGCUUACCCAAAAUAACAUUUCGACAACAACAAAAUAUGGUGCAAUGGCUCGAAAAAUUUCCAAUUUUGUUAGAAAAAAAUUUUUAUUCUGAUUUUGAGGAAGAGCAAUUUCAUCUCCAAUGGGCUCAAUUGACUCAAUUAUUAAAUAACUUGAAUCCAUUGGGUGCGCGAGAGGAAAGCAAAUGGCAAAAGGCUUUACAUUCAUGGGUUGCAAAAAUCAAAGAGAAAAACGCGAAACAAACUUCGCUGAAUGAUUUAGAAGACAGAUUGUCUAUACUUUCAGUGAUGUCAGAGUCGAAAAAAGAAAAAAAAGAUGUCGGGAAUAAUUUACCAAGUUUUCUCAUAAAAGAUGAAUGGAAACCAUUGCAGUUUCCUAAUAAUCCACCUAUUUCUGUACCAUCAGAAAAUGAGACUGAUGAUGAAUUUGAAAUGUAUAUGCCACAAUUAAAACGAGCAAAGAGCACUUUCAGUGAUUCAACAUCAACUGCUAAAAGAACCAAAAAAAUUGGAGGAAAUGUUCUAAUUCAAAAAUUAUUGGCAUCAACGUCAUCGUCAUCGUCAUCGUCAUCGUCAUCGUCAUCGUCAUCAUUGGCAUCAAAGUCAGCAUCAUCCUCAAAUAAAAAUCGAGAUCACGAAAUUGACGAAUUGAGGACGAUGCAACACGAGACUUUGCAGGUGUUAAAAGAAAUUUCGACAACUUUAAAUAAACAACUUUCAAUCGCAAUUAAAACCCUUGAAGUUUUAAACCAAACAAUCAGUGAAACUUCUUAAAUAUUCCAAUCUCAUUUUUAAUUUUUUUUUAUUCUCUUAUUUUAUUUUUCUUCUCAAUUCAGUAAAUUUAAAUUUCUGUAUGUUAAUAAAACUUAUUGACAAAUAAAAAAAAGUUUAUAAUUAUAUAACCUUUUUAUUAAUAUUACUUUUCAUCUUUUCUUAGUUUUUUAGUUUUCAUUUUUACUCUUAAUGUCGAUCAAAAUUUUAGGUAUUUUUCAUAAUAAAAUUUUCCAUGCUUAAAUAUUUUUAGCCAAGAUUUAUUUUCCUUUCUCUAUUCUUUCUUUACAUUAUUAAUUUGUUAAGUUCUUUGAAAUUUUAAAAACAAUAUUUGACGAUGAAUUUAUCAAAUGUUUUUAAAUCUAUUUUUUCAAAUAUUGAGAUUAAACUGAUUUAACAUAUUAACCUUCCUGUGCAUGAGUUUUCACUCAAGAAGUCACUUCCAAAAGCAUACAUUUUUGACAACGUCGAAAUUCCACAUAGAGUUUUAUUCUAGGGGUUUUCGGAGCCGUUAAUCACAAAUCCUACGUCAAAAUUCCAAAAAUAUAAAAUUCAAAAAGGGCAGAUCCAAUAUGGCGGAAGAGUUUGUACAAAAUUAAUUCGGUUUGCUUAAAUCUUGUUACUCAGGGGUUUUGGAUUCGCUAAUUAGAAAUUCGAUGUCAGAAUUAAAAAA